This is a messenger RNA of Caenorhabditis angaria, 729 nucleotides long. The record is from the annotation of a GenBank genome assembly. Lineage: Eukaryota; Metazoa; Nematoda; Chromadorea; Rhabditida; Rhabditidae.
AUGACCGGACUCGAAUCUCUUCCAUUUCUCGUACUUCUUAUCGCUCCACUUUUUGCUAUGGUGAUAGGAUGUGGUGGUAAAAAGAAAGCGUAAGUUAUACCAAUUACAGAAAAUAAUGGAAUAAUAAUUGAUGCAUUUUCAGACAAAAACCAACUCCAUCAAAAAUGGGUGCAGCUCCGCCAUCAGCUCCUCCAGCACCGCCAGUUGAACCACCAGCAGCUGCACCAGCGGGUGAAAAGAAGGAAGAAGAGAAGAAGGAAGAAGAAAAGAAAGAUGGAGAAAAGAAAGAAGAAGAAAAGAAGGAUGGUGAAAAGAAGGAUGAAGAAAAGAAGGAUGGAGAGAAAAAAGAUGAGGAAAAGAAAGAUGGAGAUAAAAAGGAUGAUGAAAAGAAGGAUGGAGACAAGAAGGAUGAUGACAAAAAAGAUGGAGAUAAGAAAGAUGAUAAGAAGGAAGGAGGAUCCAAAAAGUCGAAGAAAUCCAAAAAGUCUGGAAAGUCAAAGAAGUCUGGAAAGGAUAAAUCUGACAAGAAAGACGAUAAGAAAGACGACAAAAAGGAUGACAAAAAGGAUGACAAAAAAGACGAUAAGAAGGAUGAUAAGAAAGAUGACAAGAAAGAUGACGUAAGUUGAAAAUUUGGAUAAUUCAUUGAGUAUGAACUUUGGAAAAUUUCAGGACAAGAAGGAUGACGACAAGAAGGACGACGACAAGAAAGACGACAAGAAGGAGUAG